Messenger RNA from Aspergillus alliaceus, 1947 nucleotides. Its product is annotated as alkyl/aryl-sulfatase. The coding region runs from base 1 to 1947 and encodes 648 amino acids. Gene Ontology annotation, biological process: dodecyl sulfate metabolic process. The transcript has a single exon. The record is from RefSeq and is a predicted model, not a curated record. Gene Ontology annotation, molecular function: protein dimerization activity; linear primary-alkylsulfatase activity. Lineage: Eukaryota; Fungi; Ascomycota; Eurotiomycetes; Eurotiales; Aspergillaceae.
AUGACUGUCUCCAAAGACAAUAGCGACAAGGACUUUGAGUUCGCCCAUUAUGGGUUGAUCCGAGUCCCCCAGGAUCCCUUCAUUACUUCCAGCACCGACAGCAAGGCGGUUGUCUGGAAUUGUGACGCUUACGAUUUCCUCCAGGAGGAUUGCGCCGACACUGCCAAUCCAUCCCUCUGGCGGCAAGGACAGCUCUGCAGCGUGACAGCGGGUCUGUACCAGGUUGUCAGUGGAAUUUUUCAAGUGCGUGGGUUUGACCUGGCUAACAUGAGCAUUGUUCAAAUUCCAAAUACAAACGGAAUUAUUAUUAUCGACUGUUUGACUAGCGUGGAAACCGCGAAAAGUGCGCUUGAUCUCUAUCAGGGCUAUCACCAGGAUGCCUACGGUCAGAAAGCGGACAUCAAGGCCCUAUUCUAUACCCAUUGCCAUGUGGACCAUUUUGGCGGUGCCCAGGCAAUUGUCGACCAAGCGAGACCCAACCUCCCAAUCAUUGGCCCUGAUGGCUUCCUCGAACAUGCCGUCAGUGAGAAUGUAUACGGGGGGGCGGCAAUGGCUCGCCGAUCCAUAUACAUGUAUGGAGAAGCGCUCGAGAAAUCUCCCACAGGACAGAUUGGCUGUGGGCUCGGGCAGGCGCCAUCCACGGGCACCAGCUCACUGGUGGCACCGACGUACAAUAUCACCAAGGAUGGCCCUCUCCCUGAGCAUAUUGCUAUUGCUGGCCUUGAGAUCAUCUGCCAACUGACCCCUGGAACCGAAGCCCCCGCGGAGGUAAACUUUUUCUUCCCCUCGUACCGGGCGCUGUGCAUGGCGGAGAAUGCAACCCAUACCCUGCAUAAUAUCCAAACUCUGCGGGGUGCCCCUGUUCGGGACGCUCGCCUAUGGUCUCGAUACCUGGAUAAGUCGAUUGCGCUGUUUGGCCACCAGUCAGAUGUGGUCUUCUCCAGCCACCACUGGCCCACCUGGAAUGUAGCGUAUUAUAAGCCCGAUGAUCCGAAUACAGAAGACCAGAAGCUAGUCGUCCAGUUUCUCUCAGAGCAGCGGGAUUACUACGCCUACCUGCACAAUGAAACCCUUCGGCAGCUUAAUGACGGCAAGACCCCCGUGGAAAUCGCAGAGGAGAUCCUGAUGCCUCCCCAGUUGCAGGACAAGACCAAUCUCCGUGGGUAUUACGGCUCCAUCAACCACAAUGUCAAAGCCGUCUACGAUAAAUACAUGGGUUGGUUUGAUGGGAACCCUGCCUAUCUGUGGCCCCUGGCCCCGGUCGACGAGGCCAAAGAGUUUGUCCAAUGCAUGGGAGGGCCUGAGAAGGUUCUCCAACUCGCUCAGCAAUACCGCGCCAGCAAGAAUCUUCGAUUUGCCGCUACACUCUUGGACAAGCUAGUCUUUGCGGAUGCCAGUAACCAGGACGCAAAGGAUGAAUUGGCAUCUGUCUACACUGAUCUGGGCUAUGGUGCCGAGAAUGGCACCUGGCGGAAUAUUUAUCUGACGGGUGCGUAUGAGUUGCAACACGGGUCUCAGAGGGCAAUAAAUGCCAUGUCACAGCAGUCCCUGAUGGCUCUUAAUCUUGACGAGCUUUUUGACACGAUUGCCAUCCGGAUUAUUGGACCAGAGGCCUUCAAGCAGGCGGAUGAGAUCACCAUUGAUUUUAUGGUGGCCAAGAUGCAGCAAGGCUCAGACCCCAGCAUUGGCUGGCAUUUAAGGUUGAGUAACGGCGCUCUGACUGGACAUAGUAUUCCAUACUUAGUUUAUCCCAACCAGCGAAACAGCAGGGUGACCCUGACAGUCUGGCUGGAACAUCAGGAUCUAGUGAACCUGGUGGGAGCGGCGGCCUCUGCAAACACCUCUGAUAUUACACAGUACAAGACUGUUGGCAACACCCAAGUUUGGCAGACAAUUACGUCCUUGGUCAAAGUUCCCAACGAUAGAUUCAAUAUUGUCACGCCUUAG